This is a messenger RNA of Apus apus (common swift), 1546 nucleotides long. Its product is annotated as matrix metalloproteinase-27-like. Gene Ontology annotation, molecular function: zinc ion binding; metalloendopeptidase activity. Gene Ontology annotation, cellular component: extracellular matrix. The record is from RefSeq and is a predicted model, not a curated record. The transcript is spliced from 10 exons. Lineage: Eukaryota; Metazoa; Chordata; Aves; Apodiformes; Apodidae. Gene Ontology annotation, biological process: extracellular matrix organization; collagen catabolic process; proteolysis. The coding region runs from base 2 to 1459 and encodes 485 amino acids.
GAUGCACGCAGAGCAGAAAGCAGACUCCUCUCCUACCAGGACAGAGACCAGAGUAGGAAUGAAGGAUCUUUCACUGUUGCUUUUAAUGUGUGCAGCUGUUUCUAAUGCUCUUCCCUUCCAUGCAGAGAAAGACAACAAAGAAGAUGCAAAGCUUAUUCAGGACUAUUUGAGUAAAUUCUAUGUUGUUGAGCCAGAUCCAAAUCAACGUGGUUGGAAAGUAAAUGCUGAAUCCACAGCUGAAAUACUUCAGAAAAUGCAACAGUUUUUUGGUUUGAAAGUGACUGGAAAACCAGACACUGAGACAUUGGAAAUUAUGAAGAAACCAAGGUGUGGGGUUCCUGAUGUGGGUCUCUAUGGUGUUACUCUGCCAGGAUGGAAAAAAAACAAGCUGACAUACAGAAUUGUGAACCACACACCAGAUAUGAGCAAAGAGGACGUGGAUAAAGCAAUCCAGAAGGCAUGCGAAGUGUGGAGCACUGUCACUCCGCUGAUUUUCACUCGCAUUCAUGAGGGAAUAGCAGAUAUAAUGAUUGCUUUUGGGACCAAAGCUCAUGGACGUUGCCCUCGUUACUUUGAUGGCCCCUUUGGUGUCCUCGCUCAUGCCUUUCCACCUGGCAACGGAUUUGGUGGUGAUGUGCACUUUGAUGAGGAUGAAGACUGGACCACAGGUUCAGCUGGAUUCAACUUGUUCCUUGUUGCUGCUCAUGAGCUUGGUCAUGCCCUGGGUCUCUCCCAUUCUAAUGACCAGAGGGCCUUGAUGUACCCCAAUUAUGCCUACGUCAGCCCCAGCGAAUUUCCCCUCUCUCCAGAUGAUAUACGUGGAAUUCAGUCCAUUUAUGGAUCUCAACCAAAUACCCCAGAUAAAAGGCCAGCCACCCCUACCUCACCUAAAACCUGUGGCUCCCAGAUGUCUUUUGAUGCUGUAACUACACUCCGACAAGAAAUCAUUUUUCUAAAGGGCAGGCACUUAUGGAGAGUUUAUCCUGAUAACUCAGAAGCUGAACUUGAAUUGAUUUCUACAUUCUGGCCAACGUUGCCUUCUGGUAUUCAAGCUGUGUAUGAGAACAUGAAAGAUCAGAUCCUGUUUUUCAAAGGCAAUAAAUUCUGGAUUGUUAGUGGAGAUCAGGUAUUGCUUGGUUAUCCAAAGAAUAUCAACACACUGGGCUUCCCUAAAAGUGUCAAGAAAAUUGAUGCAGCCGUUUGUAAUAAAAACACAGGGAAGACAGAUUUUUUCAUAGGUGACAAGUACUGGAGGUUUGAUGAAAACAGUCAGCACAUGGAGAAGGGUUAUCCUAGACACACAGCUGAUGACUUUCCAGGAAUUAGCUGGAAGGUUGAUGCUGUUUUCCAACAGAAAGGAUUCUUCUACUUCUUCCAUGGAUCGAAGCAGUGGCAGUUUGACCUUACUGCUAAAAGAGUUAUUCGUGAAAUAAAGAGUAACAGCUGGUUUAACUGUUAAUAUCAAUAAACUUUCUUACAGCAAAUGAGGAUUAAAGUAAUGCUAGAUUUCUUAAAAGUUGUUCAUAUAUACGCUACUAUACAGAAU